AUUGUCAUUUCCCUCUUUCACGCAGUGUAGGCUGCCAGCAAAUCUAAAAGGCCUGAGACUGAGGCCCGGGUCCAGUGUGGGAAAGAUGAACUCCUGUAACACCACCAUCAGGCGGCUGCUGUCUGGGCUCUUUCUGUUCGUGUUGGCCUCGAGCUACAACCUGGACGUGAGGCACGUGCAGGAGUUCUCCUCCCCACACGCGGGGAGGCACUUCGGGUAUCGAGUUCUGCAGGUUGGAAACAGGGUUGUCGUAGGAGCGCCAGGUGAGGGGAACAGCACUGGAGGCCUCUAUCAAUGCCAGCUUGGCCGGAAACACUGUCUUUCAGUUAGCCUGAGUGGUUCCAACUAUACUUCCAAGUACCUGGGAAUGACCUUGGUGGCAGACCCCACACAUGGAAGCCUUUUGGCCUGUGAUCCUGGGCUGUCUCGGACAUGUGACCAGAAUACUUAUCUGAGUGGCCUCUGUUACCUGUUUCCCCCAAAUCUGGGGGGACCUGUGCUGCAAGGGCGUCCUGGCUACCAAGAAUGCAUCAAAGGCAAAGUGGACUUGGUAUUUCUGUUUGAUGGCUCCCGGAGCUUACAACAAGGUGAAUUCCAGAAAAUUGUGGACUUCAUGAAAGAUGUGAUGAGGAAACUCAGCAACACGUCUUACCAGUUUGCUGCUGUUCAAUUUUCCACAUCCUACAAAACGGAAUUUAAUUUCUUAGAUUAUGUUAAACUGAAAGACCCUGAUGUGCUGCUCGCCAGUGUAACCCACAUGGGCCAAUUGACCAACACCUUUGGUGCCAUCAACUACGCCGUGACGCAGGUGUUCCGGCCAGAGCUGGGGGCCCGGCCAGAUGCCACCAAAGUGCUCAUCAUCAUCACUGACGGCGAGGCCACUGACACUGGUAACAUUGAUGUGGCCAAAGACAUCAUCCGCUACAUCAUUGGGGUUGGAAGGCAUUUUAAGACCGCAGAGAGUCAGGAGACACUGCACAAAUUCGCCUCCAAACCCAUAGAGGAGUUUGUAAAGAUUCUGGACACAUUUGAGAAGCUGAAAGAUCUGUUCACAGAGCUGCAAAGGCGGAUCUAUGACAUCGAGGGCACCAGCAGACGGGACCUGACAUCCUUCAACAUGGAGCUGUCAUCCAGCGGCAUCAGCGCAGACCUCAGCAAGGGCCAUGGUGUCGUGGGGGCAGUUGGAGCCAAGGACUGGGCCGGGGGCUUUCUGGACCUGAAGGAAGACCUUCAGGAUGCCAUGUUUGUUGGGAAUGAACCCCUGACACAAGAAGCAAAAGAGGGUUAUUUGGGCUACACAGUGACCUGGCUGCCUUCCCGAGGACCCACAUCGCUGCUGGCAGCCGGAGCCCCCCGUUACCAGCACGUGGGUCAGGUGCUGGUGUUCCAAGAGCCAAAAGAUGGGCAACACUGGAUCCAGGUCCAGAAAAUAAGCGGAACCCAGAUUGGCUCUUAUUUUGGUGGGGAGCUGUGUAGCAUUGACAUGGACCAAGAUGGAGAGGCAGAGCUGCUGCUGAUCGGAGCCCCCUUCUUCUAUGGGGAGCAAAGAGGAGGCCGAGUGUUCAUCUACCAGAGACAACAGCUGAAGUUUGAGAUGGUCUCAGAACUGCAGGGAGAUCCUGGCCACCCCCUUGGGCGCUUUGGAGCCACCAUCAGUGUCCUGACAGACAUCAACGGGGAUGGACUGAUGGAUGUAGCCGUGGGAGCUCCGCUGGAGGCACAGGGGACUGUGUACAUCUUCAAUGGGCAGCAUGGUGGGCUCAGCCCCUAUCCAAGUCAGCGAAUAAAAGGGUCCCAAAUACUGCCAGGAAUUCAGUGGUUUGGACGCUCCAUCCAUGGGGUGAAGGAUCUUGGAGGGGAUGGCCUGGCAGAUGUGGCUGUAGGGGCAAAGGGCCAGGUGUUUUUGCUGAGCUCCCGGCCCGUGGUGGACAUCGUCACUGAGAUGGCCUUCUUCCCAGCCGAGGUCCCGGUGCACGAGGUGGAGUGUUCCCACCUGGACAGUCCCAAGAAGAAGGAAGGCGUUAAUCUCACAGUCUGCUUCCAGAUGAAACUUCUCAUGCCCCAGUUCCAAGGUCGCCUGCUUGCCAAUCUCACCUACACCUUGCAGCUGGAUGGACAGCGGACCAGGAGCCGGGGGAUGUUUCCUGGAGGCGGAAACCAUCUCAGCGGGAACACAGCUGUCACCCCAACCAAGUCCUGCCAGAAAUUCUGGUUUUACUUCCCAGUCUGCAUUCAAGAUCUCAUCUCCCCCAUCAAUGUCUCUCUGAAUUUCUCUCUGUUGGAGGACGAAGGGACACCAGGGAGCCCAAGGAUGAUCAAAGACAUGCAGCCCAUCCUGAGACCCUUGCCACAUUCAGAGGUCCUGGAGAUCCCUUUUGAGAAGAACUGUGGGGAGGAUAAGAAGUGUGAAGCGAAUUUGGCGCUGUCCUUGCCCGCUAGAUCCAUAUUCCUGCCUCUGACACCCUCCGCCAGCCUGGCUGUGGAAUGGCUGCUGAGUAACCAGGGAGAAGAUGCCUAUUGGGUCCAGCUGGUCCUGGAGUUCCCAAGUGGCCUCUCCUUCCGCAAGGCAGAAGCGCUGAAGCCACACAGCCAGGUACCUGUGAGCUGUGAGGAGGGUCCUGAGGAAGGCAGGCUCCUGACCAGGGCGCUCUCAUGCAACGUGAGCUCUCCCAUCUUCAAAGCAGGCAGCUCGGUUGGUGUCCAAGUGAUGUUUAACACCCUGAUGAACAGCUCCUGGGGGGACUUCGUUGAGCUACGUGGCACUGCGCAUUGCCGGAAUGAGGACGCAGGUCUCCUGGAGGACAACUCGGCCACCACCCACAUCCCUGUCCUGUACCCCAUCAACAUCCUCGUUGAAGACCAGGAAAACUCCACACUGUACAUCAGCUUCACCCCCAAAGGUCCCAAGAUCCACCAAGUACAGCAUAUCUACCAGGUAAGGAUUCAGCCUUUUCUCCACGACCACAGCAUGCCCCUCCUGGAAGCCUUGGUGAGGGUGCCACAGCCAGAUAGCGAUGGGCCCAUCACUCACACCUGGAGAGUACAGAUGGAGCCUCCUGUUACCUGCUUUCCUGAGGACCUGCAAAUACCGGUCAAUGCAACUGAGUCUUGUCUCCCUGGAGCCCAGUUCCGCUGCCCAGUAGCCUUCCGGCAGGAGAUCCUUGUGCAUGUGAUCGGCACCGUGGAGCUGGUGGAGGAGAUCGAGGCCUCCUCCAUGUUCAGCCUCUGCAGUUCCAUCUCCAUCUCCUUCAACAGCAGCAAGCAUUUCCAUCUGUACGGCAGCAAGGCUGCCCAGUCCCAGGUCCUCAUGAAGGUCGAUGUGGUGUACGAGAAGUCAAUGCUCCAUAUCUACGUGCUGAGUGGCACUGGUGGGCUGCUGCUGCUGCUACUCAUUUUCCUGGUGCUCUACAAGGUUGGAUUCUUCAAGCGGAACCUGAAGGAGAUGAUGGAGGCUGAUGGAGGCGUCCCAAAUGGAAUCCCUGCGGAAGGCUCUGGGCCUCUGGUGGAAUCUGAGAAAGCCAUGGAUCUGGACUGUCUAAGGCCCCUCCAUGAGGGUGAGGCCCAGGAUGGAGAUCACAAGGACUGAAGUGGAGACGUGAUACACAUAGAACCCAGGGCUGGACUGGCUAAACCGGGGGGCUGCUCAGCCUCAGCCUGCACCUCACUAUGUGUCCUUCCCCCUUUGCCUCAGUUUCCCUGUCUUGAGCAUGGAGCUCAUCCCUGCCUGCAUCCUCUGCAGGUACAUGGUGAGAUUCUACGGGGGGGGGG
Dipodomys spectabilis (banner-tailed kangaroo rat) is the source of this 3768-nucleotide messenger RNA. RefSeq names its product integrin subunit alpha L (gene Itgal). The record is from RefSeq and is a predicted model, not a curated record. Gene Ontology annotation, biological process: integrin-mediated signaling pathway; cell-cell adhesion; cell-matrix adhesion. Gene Ontology annotation, molecular function: integrin binding. The transcript is spliced from 31 exons. Gene Ontology annotation, cellular component: integrin complex; external side of plasma membrane. Lineage: Eukaryota; Metazoa; Chordata; Mammalia; Rodentia; Heteromyidae. Bases 86 to 3586 code for a protein of 1166 amino acids.